AUGAGCAGUAGUAAGAAGACGAAGACAUACCAUGUCCAUUCGGAAUGGGAAGAACAAUAUUUAUUUACAGAAUUUAAAGUGUGGGAUAAAGCUGCGACACCUGCUAAUGUCAAAGCUGGAUUUGAAGCGACCGGAAUUUUCCCAUUCAAUCCAGAUAGGAUUCCAGAAGAAGAAUACGCUCCCAGCAUACCUACUCAUAAUUUCGCAGAACCUGGAGCUUCUCCUUCUGAAAAUCAAGAAAAUGGAGAUACUAACGACAGCGACGCUACAAAUCUGUUAAUUCCUCCUCAGGAAAAUGAAGAUACUAAUGAAAGCGACGUUACUGAUGCCAGUGGAAAUUCUCCUUAUCCUCCCCCAAAUGAAGACAAAGGUAAUUCAAAUCCAUCAAAUGAUUCCUCAGAUUUACAGCCAAGCCAAGCAAAGCGUUGUGCUGCAACUCCAGACAACGCCUCUGAUGAUCAUCCACAGCACCCAAAUCAAGAAGAUACAUAUAUCGAACUUUAUAGAACCCCUGCCAAGUGUUUAUGA
Acanthoscelides obtectus is the source of this 528-nucleotide messenger RNA. NCBI's taxonomy places the organism in Eukaryota, Metazoa, Arthropoda, Insecta, Coleoptera, Chrysomelidae. The record is from the annotation of a GenBank genome assembly.